CACAGAGCAGAACCUGGAGAAUGGCUGAACGAUCCGAAUUGGUUCUAGAAGCCCUUUCCCUUGGGGUUGUGAAUGUGAGCCCAGCAGACGCCACGGACGCUGUUGCAGGGGAGCGAGUCUGUGCUUGACACAUGUGUUUCCCAUUGAUAGCUGGAGACAGACCAGUAGCUCUGAGUUGGCCUGACAAAGCCUUAUUGAAGUACAGACAGAGUACGGUUUCAAAGCCGUCAGAGAAAGAACGGGAAUGCUGUUCAGGAAAUUCUUCAGGCAUGGGCAGGGACUUGGCUGCAAUUCUGCAGUUGGAAAAUCUGACUGGGGCAGCUUCUGAACACAGGCUGGGCCUGCUCACGCUCGGCGGGCUGAGCGGCCGCCUCCUUCAGAGCCUCUCGGCUCGCUCUGGGCUUGUGGGCGAUUUUCAUCAGGCGCUUUGUGAAGCAGACAAGCGAGAUGCCUCAGGAACAGUACACACACCACCGGAGCUCCAUGCCCAGCUCUGAGGGGCCACAAGUAUACAAGGUGGGCAUUUAUGGCUGGCGGAAAAGAUGCCUGUAUUUCUUUGUCCUACUCCUGAUGAUUUUAAUACUGGUGAACUUGGCCAUGACCAUCUGGAUUCUCAAAGUCAUGAACUUCACAAUUGAUGGAAUGGGGAACCUGAGAAUCACAGACAAAGGUCUAAAACUAGAAGGAGACUCCGAAUUCUUGCAACCUCUCUACGCCAAAGAAAUCCAGUCCCGACCAGGUAAUGCCCUGUACUUCAAAUCAGCCAGAAAUGUUACAGUGAACAUUCUCAAUGACCAGACUAAAGUGCUAACUCAGCUGAUAACAGGUCCAAAAGCCGUAGAAGCUUAUGGCAAAAAGUUUGAAGUAAAGACAGUUUCUGGAAAAUUGCUCUUUUCUGCAGAUAACGAUGAAGUGGUAGUAGGAGCUGAGAGAUUAAGAGUUUUAGGAGCGGAGGGCACAGUGUUCCCUAAAUCUAUAGAGACACCUAAUGUCAGGGCAGACCCCUUCAAGGAACUAAGGUUGGAGUCCCCGACCCGGUCUCUGGUGAUGGAGGCCCCAAAAGGAGUCGAAAUAAAUGCAGAAGCUGGCAACAUGGAAGCCACCUGCAGAACAGAGCUGAGGCUGGAGUCCAAAGAUGGAGAGAUUAAGUUAGAUGCUGCGAAAAUCAAACUACCUAGACUGCCUCACGGAUCCUACACGCCUACAGGAACGAGGCAGAAGGUCUUCGAGAUCUGCGUCUGCGCCAAUGGGAGAUUAUUCCUGUCCCAGGCAGGAACUGGUUCCACUUGUCAGAUAAACACAAGUGUCUGCCUUUGAGAGACCAUCCAUAGUGGACCUUGUUGGCAGCAUAAAGGCCAUUUUUGGCUUUAGACACUGGCUGCCAGCUAUUUUUACUAGAACACAGAAAGCCUAUCAAAGACCUUGUGUGUGUGUGUGUGUGUGUGUGUGUGUGGGUGUGUGUGGGUGGGUGUGGGUGUGGGUGUGGACGUGGGUGUAUGCGUAUGUGUGUGGGUGGCUAUAAAUAUAUAUAAAUAUAUAUAAAUAAAUAUAUAUAUCCUCUGUAUAAAAUGAGGUUUCAGUACAAAAGGAACCAUGGGUGACCCUGUGAUAUCCACCAUCAUUUCCAUUUCAACCCUACCACCUACAUGAUAAAAUCAAAACACUAAUUCAAGCCCAAUAUUCCCCAGACCCUUCAAAACCACACAGUGUAUCAGACUCUUACCGAAUAGUCAUCUACAUGUUUAAGCAGCCACGCAUCUUCCCCUUUAGUGUCAUUACAAGGCAGUGAUGGCGGGAAUCUCUAAGUCACACUCAAGCACUGAGACCCUUGUAUUGCAGUAGAUACUUCGUUUCCAUUUUUAGCUUUCGUAAGGCUCGCCAACUUCCCCUUCUUCAAGUUAGGGAUGGGGCAGCGCCAUAGAAGUUGGCUGUGGGAACUCAAAAUGGUAUUCUCCCUUCACAGCCGAAUGUACUGGGGCCUUUGUAGUUGGAUGAAUGUGGAGGAUGAAUUUUAGCAAAGUUUGAACUGCCCACCCAACUCCUGCUAUGUUCCUUCAAAAUUACAUAUUAUCCCACAGUCAAAAUAGGAGUUGUAAAUCAGCACAAAAUAGGAUAACAGCUGCUCCUCAGUCGGCUGGAAGCUACUCAGUGGCCUGACAGGAAAAGAAUAAAUGGGUGAUAUGUCUCUGUUUAAAGGAAAAAAAUGGCUCAAAGUCUGUUUCAUCCUCACUUGUGACUUUAUCCAGUGGACUCCAGCCUCAAAAUCCUUAAGAGAGGAACCCCCACCCCAAGAGAAACCAUUUGGGAAUGGAAACCUAAUUAAGAGGAGCCUAGAAAACCUAAUUAAUUUUUAUAUAUUUCCUGGGAUUGGUAGGUAAUUGGGAGACUUGCUUUUUUAUUUCUAAAGAUAUGCACAAACUCUAGCUUCAAUAUCCUUAUAUAUAUUUUUGUUGGGAUAUUUAUAUUCCUAAAUCCACCAUUAUAUUUUCUCCAAGAAUACUGACCCAGCAAUCACUGAUCUAAAAUACCUGCCCCCAGAAAUGGUCACUGGAAAUUAAUAUAAACUGAGUCAAAUGUCUCUCUCAGACUCACCGUGUCCCCAACGGCCCAGCGAAACCACUCCCCCAUACGUGGAGGCACCUCCCUAGUUCCCGCCAUCAGCUACCUCUCAUCCCUCCACCUUCAUCGUCAUGCUCCAGGGUCACCCUGGCCAGCUCUUGUGCUGGGACAGGGGAUUACACCAUCUCUGUUCAAAGAGGGAGAAAUGUGCCUAUGCCUUAAGUCAAUGCACUCAGCAAGGAGAAGCACAUCCUAUUUAUCUUGUUGUUACCUGUAGUUUAUUUUUGGGCGAUUGGAGGGGGAAUGGUUUAGUCAUGAGUGGGCAUCUUAAAAACUGGUAGACAAACCAGGUGGCUGACAGACAUGGACUCUCAGGAGCCCGUAUGGAGUUGUAACUGGCUUAGACAGUCCUGGAUGCCAUUUGGCAAGCAGCAGCCCCACAAUCCUAAAUGAGGUCAUAUUGGUAGGCCUGGAUGGCAUUUGUGUUUUUUUUUUUUCCUUCAACAAGGUUUUAAUUUUUCUUACUUCACAAGCAGAGAAAGUUUUGGAAACGAAUAUGAGGUUUGAUAUUUUUGAGAUGACACUCAAGCAUCAGGCUGAGGUUUGUAUACAAAGGAUGUAAAAAGCAAGCUGUGUGUUGUUUUAGGAGUGGGGCGGGGGGUGGGGAGGGGUGGUUUCCUAGCUUGACCAGCAGCCCUGCUGGCUUCCAGACCCCAUACCCCCUCCAGUCACUCCUUCUCGGUAUCCCAUGUAGAGGAAUUGAGUUGUUCACGGGCAAGACUACUUAGUUUGCAACACUAAGAGUCUAAAAAGGAAAACCCUAAAAACAUGUUAAGUUGCUCUCCGUUGGUAUUCUUUCCUGUAGGAUCAUACUGCCAGAAUCUGCAUGUACUAUAUACAGGGUUUUGCCAAAUAGAAGAAGCCCCCCUUGGCCCCGAGGAGCAUACCCUGCCCCGUCAUUCAAAUAAACAGUAGUAGCUGUGAGGCCCUCCAUGGCUAAUUACCUUAAGCCUAAGUGUUUUAAGCAGAGAGACCAUCUUUGUAUUUUACCAUCUCAAGUACACUAUCUAUGGAUGACAAGAAAACAGAAGGUUCCCUGAACCUCUUUCCUCUGAGUUUGUUCUAAUCGUUAUAUGAAAGUCUAAGAUGAGCCCCUUGGUAAUUUUAUGCCAAUAAAAAAAAAAGAGUAAUGGGAUCCCACUUGCAGAAUUUAAUCCUAAAGGUAAUCAGAUCACAAAUAGGAUAAAAAUAAUAAUAGCAAACCAAGAAUAGAAAUGAAGCACCUGUGGGGGACAGACAUAAUAAAAAAUUCUGGUUUUCAUUUGUGCUAAGUGACCACAGUAUGCCAGGUAAUAAGCAGGAAACUUGGCAUAGAUUAAAUCAUGUAUUUCAGUUCUGACUGCAGAAUUUGGUAAAAUGCAUUUUAAGUUCUUAAGUGUCUAUUUUUUUCUCCCAACUUCCUCCAACUAGAAAAUUUGUCCAUGGUCAUGAGAAAAAGUUUUAAUACUGGAAAAAAAAAUCUUUUACAUUAAAAUCUGAUAAACUUUAAUUUUAGAAAUUGAGAUUCUUUCUCAUCUUUAUAUAUAAUACCUUCUAGACAAUCACAUCUUUGAGGAUAUUAAGGAGCAGGGGGUAUAACAAAGAGUUCAAAUGAAUCGUCAAUAUUCUAGAAGUUCUAGUAUGCUAAUAUUCUUCAGAAGAUUUUUAAAAAUUAAAGUGAUCUCCAAACGUUUAGCCCUCAUUUAUAUUUGUUAUCUGUUCAAUAAGUCAUAAAAGUUCGGUGGUAACCUACUAACAUAUGACAAAGGUUGUCAAAAGCCCUUAUGGUGGCAUCUCUGUAGGUGGAAACUCAGUGUGAGCCUUUUUAAUUGUUCUUUUUCCCAAGGGAUAGAUCUUAUAAACUUGAAUUGGCUUUAACUUCCUUUAGGUCAGUUUCCUUUGGAUGGUUUUCAUUGUACAUCCAUCAAACAUAGACCAAAGAUUGCUUAAAGUUUAACUCUAGAGCAGGUGUCAGCAAAUUGUGGUCCCUAGACCAAACCUGGGUCAUCACCAGUCUUUGUAGAUAAAGUUUUAUUGUAACACAGACACAUUUACUCAUUUCCUUGAUGUCUGUGGCUGAUUUCAUUCUGUGACAGCAGGGCCAAGUAACUGUGUCAGAGAUUUCAUGGCCUGCAAAGCAUAAAAUACAAUUUGGAUCUUUACAGAAAAAGUUUGCCGACCCCUGACCUAGAGGUCAUUUGUGCCAUGUGUUAGACCUGGAAGGAAAACGAAUUCCAAGGAAGCAUGGAGUAACCCUACAUUUCCCUGGAUGCUUGGAAAUAUAAAUACUUGCCUACAGAAAAAAAGAUUAGCCCUACACUAUGUAUAAAAGUGAUCCACUUGUCUUAGAAAUCCAAGUUCACAGGAUUCUUGAGAAAAGGGAAGAUGGAAUCAGAGGAAGCCUUAGUGCAAAAGGAAAGCUGUGAUUCUCCAAGAGUUGUCUUAGAACCCUUAAUAGAGAGGUGCUUUCUCUGGUCAGUAUUGUGUAAGACAAGAAGAGAAGCAAAGGUCCUGUAAUUAAAUUUAGAAUCUUUCUCCUGAAGAGACUGUUCUGCAGUUUCAUAGGUUCCAGCUCACCAUCACCUGUUCCAGAAAAACGCACAUUCCAUGGUCCUCCAGAGAACACUUUUGACCUAACGUAUCUUGUUGACGUCCAUCACCUCAGUUAUUUAUACCUCCAGUGUGCUUGCCAUUCCUACAUCCCCACCAGGCCUGAAUGGUUGGUGGGACCAAUAAAUAAUGUUGAAAGAAUAAUAAGAAAUUUUGGAGGCAGCAUCUGAAAAUAUGCGGGAAGAAAAACAUAUAGUAAAAGUCUUUUAUGAAGGUGUUUUGAGGGGGAAACCAGAUCAAUACCAGUUUGAUUUUGUUUCCAAGGAGUUGGGUCUGUGUUCUUUGGUGUAGCAGGAGUGCAAAAAAAGACCUAUUUUGAAUUCUACCAUGUCUACCUCUGUGUAGUAAGGCAAGUUCCUACCAGAGAUUUCUCCCUUCAGUCAAUAGCCUAUUGCUAAGUCCAUACUUAUAUUCAAUAUUGUUAAAAUAGCAUCAAUAAUGAAUGACUCUUUGUAAGCAUGAAUGUUCAUGUCAGAAAGAUUUUUUUUAAGGAAAUCGACCACCAUUUAUCAGACCCUAAUCAAUGUCACAGAAAGAGCCCUUUUGCAUUUUAUCUGGAUUCAACCAAAAGGGGAUUAAAUUGGCAACACUGCCCUCCACAGAAGCAGCUCCAUGAGAAUAUCUUGCUUUUGUUUAUUUUAGGCAAAAGGUAGCAUGAUGUUUGGACCAAAGAGACAAACAGAUCCAUAUAAGCACCUGAUCCUUAUUUUUUUAAGGAUCUGUGAAAGGUGAGAACCUCAUUUAAGUAAGUUACAAACAAGACUAUUUGCUCUCUUUCCCCAGCACUAGGAAAUCUUAGGCAUAAAAGGAUAACGAAGCAGUUUCUGGAAUGAUACAUUUGCGUGGUGCUCCAGUAGCAGGUGGGGGAAAAAGUUAUAAUAAAAGAAACAACCUUAGAAAACAGGCUUUUUAUCUCAAAGAUAAAAAUGUAUCUCUUUUGGUCUUUUAUCACUUUCUCCUCAGGGGAAGGUUCCCCCCCUUCUAACAUAUUUCCAGUGAAAUAGUCAAAACUACUGCAUUGGGAUGUCAGAUGCAUCUCUUUCUUUGUGGCAAUCUGAAUUUAAAAUUGUACGGUUGCCUCUGAAUUUCUCAUUCACAAAGCUAAACCCACUGAUAGGAGAUAAAGCAGUCUGAAGCCUGCUGCUUCCACUAGCACACCACACACAUUAGCACUUUCUAACGCAAUGGGAUUUCUAUGGUUCUGAAAAGCUUUCUUCAUAAUGGAGUCCUUGACAUUUCUCAAGGCAGGUCUGAAUGGCAAAGGAAAAAUAAUUAUUUGUGGGAAGUCCUUGUUUUGAGUAUUGUUAGAGCACAAGUGUGGAAAAAAAUAGCAAGUUUGGGGUGACUCAUGCUCACAGAAGUUAUUUGCUUUGGUUUUACCCCCCCCCCCACACACACACACACACUUACUGUU
Molecule: messenger RNA, 6622 nt
Organism: Felis catus (domestic cat)
Lineage: Eukaryota; Metazoa; Chordata; Mammalia; Carnivora; Felidae
Gene: SGCD
Product: sarcoglycan delta
Exons: 8
Coding region: 448-1317 (289 amino acids)
Biological process (GO): heart contraction; cardiac muscle tissue development
Cellular component (GO): sarcolemma; sarcoglycan complex
Source: RefSeq, a predicted model, not a curated record